Molecule: messenger RNA, 1827 nt
Organism: Hordeum vulgare subsp. vulgare (domesticated barley)
Lineage: Eukaryota; Viridiplantae; Streptophyta; Magnoliopsida; Poales; Poaceae
Exons: 1
Coding region: 78-899 (273 amino acids)
Source: RefSeq, a predicted model, not a curated record
UUUAAUUUGUGGCUAUGUAUGAUGAUAUUUUAUUUGCUCUUAUGUUUACAUAUUUGUUUAUUAAUAUUGUAUUUUAGAUGAGCACAAGUCAGAGUGAGAGUGAUGAGGAUGGAGUUAAUUCUGAAAUGGUAACAGCUGCGGCAAAAAGGAAACGGAGGGAGUAUUACAUGCGAGCUGCACAUGUUGCCGUCAUGUACGGUGAGAAGUUCUUAACCAAAAGGAAUAGGAGAAUUCCUAUCAUGACCGGUCAACAAUGGGUAACUGAAAAUUUGAGUACAAACAAAGAUUGCUAUGCCAUGUUUAGGAUGUACAGACCUUGUUUUGAUAGAUUGCAUGAGACUCUUGUGCAAAAUUAUGGUUUGACAUCAACAAGGAACAUGAGCUCAGAGGAGUGCUUGGGUAUGUUCUUGUGGAUAGUUGGUGGUCCUCAAUCCGUUAGCCAAGUGGAGAAUCGAUUCAAGCGGUCAACCGAGGUAAUACACAGGAAAUUCAACCAUGUGCUAGAGUGCUUGAACAAGAUGGCUGUAGAUACUAUUAAGCCAAAAGAUCCGGACUUCAGAGACGUGCAUGAAAGGCUUCGAGAUUCUAGAUUUUCACCUCACUUUGAUGAUUGCAUUGGUGCAAUUGAUGGGUCUCAUAUCCCUGUGGUUGUUCCCGCUGAAGAGAUAGUGAACCAUGUUGGUCGGCAUGGGUACCCAACACAGAAUAUCAUGGCAGUAUGCGACUUUGAUAUGAGAUUCACCUCUGUAGUUGCGGGAUGGCCAGGGUCGGCACAUGACACAAGAAUAUUUAAGGAUACUUUGGUCAAGUAUGCAACCAUGUUUCCACACCCGCCGAAAGGUAACAUUACAAUUGUUUAUUGUAUUAUUACAUUACCAUUACAAUACCAUAGUACAUAACAAUACAUGUGUUGUUUUUCAGGUAGGUACUAUCUUGUUGAUUCGGGUUAUCCAAAUUGUGAGGGAUAUCUAGCUCCAUACAAGUCGACAAAAUACCAUGUGCCAGAAUUUAUCCAUGGUGAUCCCCCCAAUGGUAAAAAAGAAAUCUUUAACCAUGCCCAUUCGUCGCUACGCAAUGUCAUUGAGCGUGCAUUUGGUGUGUUAAAGAUGAAGUGGCGUAUUUUAUUGCAUAUGCCAUCUUACCCCUGUGACAAGCAAGCUUUGAUCAUUGUUGCUUGUAUGGCACUUCAUAAUUUUAUCAGGGACAGCCACUUGAGAGAUAAAGAGUUUGAUAGAUGUGAUCGUGAUGAGUACUACAUGCCAGGAGAUCUACUACCUCCACCUACUGGUCGGGUAUCUAACAUUGUGCAUGGUGAUGAUGCUCUGAUGAAAGUAACCAGGGAGAGAAUAGCUGAUGGAUUAUUGGCAGCUACAGAUGAAGUUUAGUUUUACGCACUACUUUUGAGUGAUGGUUGAUGUACGUUUAGGAUGAUUGUUGGUAAUUGAACGUACAUUUUGGAUGAUGGUUUCAAUUUUUAAAAUAUUUUACAUUAAUUACGAUCCGUAAAGCUGCCCAAACAGCAAAGUAAACAAACAAACAGAUUCUGAUUCUCAGAUCCCACAGCAGGGUAAACAAACAGUCUGCUUCUGAUUCCAGAAAUCAAGAAUCACAGCUGAUUCUCAGAAAUCAGGAUUGACAGCAGAAUCUCAGAAUCCAAAGCCCAAACAAAGGGGGCCUUAGUAUUCCCUGUGGUUCCAGAAAAGCCAUCGUGUUGGGCACUGGCAUGGUCUCCAAAUAUAACUUUGACCACUAAUAUUAAUCGUAACAUACUUAGAAAGCGUAACAAAAACAAAAACAAAGAUAUAUUGAUGCAUAAUAAACAAAGAU